CGGUGUGCGGUCAUGGAGCACCGCAUCGUGGGACCCGGGCCGUACCGGGCCACCAAGCUGUGGAAUGAAACUGUGGAGCUUUUUCGUGCUAGGAUGCCAUUACGGAAACAUCGUUGUCGCUUCAAGAGUUACGAACAUUGCUUCACCGCAGCCGAAGCGGUGGAUUGGCUACAUGAGCUUCUGAGGUGCAGCCAGAACUUUGGCCCUGAAGUGACUCGCAAACAAACAGUCCAGCUGCUAAAAAAAUUCCUGAAGAAUCACGUUAUUGAAGAUGUCAAGGGAAAAUGGGGUCAGGAAGAUUUUGAAGAUAACCGUCACUUAUAUAGGUUUCCUCCUUCCUCACCCCUUAAACCAUAUCCAAAGAAGCUCCCAUACCAAAAAGAUGUUAUUAAAUUUCCAGAAUGGAAUGAUCCCCCACCCGGCACUUCACAAGAGAACAUCCCAGUGAGGCCAGUUGUGAUGAAUUCUGAGAUGUGGUACAAGCGGCACAGUAUUGCAAUUGGAGAGGUGCCAGCCUGCCGCCUCAUCCACCGCAGGCAGCUGACAGAGGCCAACGUGGAGGAGAUAUGGAAGUCUAUGACAUUAUCAUAUUUACAGAAAAUCCUUGGCCUGGAUUCCUUAGAAGAAAUUUUGGACAUCAAGCUUGUCGACUCCAAGUUCAUCAUCCAUAAUGUGUACAGUGUUAGCAAACAGGGAGUUGUUAUCCUUGAUGACAAAUCCAAGGAACUUCCUCAUUGGGUGCUGUCAGCUAUGAAGUGUUUGGCAAAUUGGCCCAACUGUUCUGAUUCGAAACAGCCUAUGUACUUGGGAUUUGAAAAAGAUGUCUUUAAAACUAUAGCAGAUUACUAUGGUCAUUUGAAAGAGCCUCUACUUACAUUUCAUCUUUUUGAUGCUUUUGUCAGUGUUUUAGGCUUGUUACAGAAAGAGAAAAUGGCAAUUGAAGCAUUUCAGAUUUGCUGCCUCCUCCUGCCUCCUGAAAACAGGAGAAAGUUACAGCUGUUGAUGAGGAUGAUGGCAAGAAUCUGCUUGAACAAAGAGAUGCCACCACUGUGCGAUGGCUUCGGCACCCGAACACUGAUGGUUCAGACAUUUUCCCGUUGCAUCUUGUGUUCCAAAGAUGAAGUGGACUUGGAUGAGUUAUUGGCUGCUCGCUUGGUGACAUUUCUGAUGGACAAUUACCAGGAGAUUCUGAAAGUCCCUUUGGCCCUGCAGACCUCUAUAGAGGAGCGUGUAGCUCAUCUACGAAGAGUUCAGAUCAAAUACCCAGGAGCUGACAUGGAUAUCACUCUAUCUGCUCCAUCGUUUUGUCGUCAAAUUAGUCCCGAGGAAUUUGAGUACCAAAGAGCAUUUGGCUCCCAGGAACCCCUGGCAGCCUUGCUGGAGGAAGUUAUAACAGAUGCCAAACUCUCCAGCAAAGAGAAGAAGAAGAAAUUGAAGCAGUUUCAGAAAUCCUAUCCUGAAGUUUACCAAGAACGAUUUCCUACACCAGAAAGUGAAGCACUUCUGUUUCCUGAAAAACCCAAACCGAAACCGCAGUUGCUGAUGUGGGCACUGAAAAAGCCUUUCCAACCAUUUCAAAGAACUAGAAGUUUUCGAAUGUAACACUUCUAUAGCAACAGUGGUUAGAGACCGCCAUUGUUUUUAGUGACUGGGUAGUCAGAAGGACAAUGGUGGCAGAAGGGGAAAAAAAAAAGCAUAAAACACAGACUACUGAAAUAUAAAGAUUAUCUGAGUUUUUAAAAAAUGUUGAGCCAUUAUCAGUAUUCUUAUAAAAUGAUGCUAUUUUUAUAGUGUACAAAUCAAUUAAAAAUUGAGUCAAAUACCUAGUAGUAAUAUCAACAUGUUUAUAGUUGUUACAGAAUUUGAAGGUGAGGUAUUUUUAUGAUUUUUUUGUCAUUUUUGUGGUGUUUAUAAAAUAAUUGUGUAUACAUUUUAGUUACUGAUGUCUUUGCUAUAACCGAGUCUUAAAGAUAAUGUAUAUACUUGAAUGAGAAAGAUACUACUGUUACUGUGACGCUAUUGACUUAAUAGCCAAUUGUCAUUUUUCCUGUGUACAUUCCAUUUUUCAUUGUUGCACAAUAAUUCUGAAUGUCAUUUAUUGUGAUAGCUGUGUUUUAUCACUGUUUUAUUGGAUGCUGUGACAGAUUUAAUUAAGGCUGGUUCUUUUAAUAAUAUAUACACGGGGUCUUCAAAAAG
This is a messenger RNA of Tupaia belangeri chinensis (Chinese tree shrew), 2196 nucleotides long. RefSeq names its product DEP domain containing 1B (gene DEPDC1B). The transcript is spliced from 11 exons. The coding region runs from base 13 to 1602 and encodes 529 amino acids. Lineage: Eukaryota; Metazoa; Chordata; Mammalia; Scandentia; Tupaiidae. Gene Ontology annotation, biological process: positive regulation of Wnt signaling pathway; intracellular signal transduction. The record is from RefSeq and is a predicted model, not a curated record.